Sycon ciliatum is the source of this 2575-nucleotide messenger RNA. RefSeq names its product dual specificity mitogen-activated protein kinase kinase 5-like. Gene Ontology annotation, biological process: MAPK cascade; protein phosphorylation. The record is from RefSeq and is a predicted model, not a curated record. NCBI's taxonomy places the organism in Eukaryota, Metazoa, Porifera, Calcarea, Leucosolenida, Sycettidae. Bases 543 to 2180 code for a protein of 545 amino acids. The transcript has 22 exons. Gene Ontology annotation, molecular function: MAP kinase kinase activity; ATP binding.
AGUUGUAAGAAACGUCCUCGAGACUCUACUGUGAGUCUACAUCAUGUAGACUACCCAGUAUAGUACGGUAGUAUUUUCAUAAAAUAAUGCCAAGAACAUUAUCACAUCAGAAUGCGAAGUUUUAAAAUACUAGUACUAGUAGUAGUUGCGGAUUGAUGAAGCUCUCUGCUGGAUAUCGGUGGACUGGACUCCUACUUGCCUAGAUAUUUCAAUGUUCAAUCGCUAGCUAGCGCUGGUCCAUCGAGUGCUCGCGAUAAGUGUUAUUAGUUAUUCGUCCACGCUCUGUCGAAGUGGUCCGACGGACAGGAGAGCAAUCAAAUCAACACUACAAAAAUCGUAGUCUGAGAUCUACAGCCUACAGCUAGACUUCUUGCGUUUCGCCAGGCCAAGGGCAGCACUGAGCAGCUCGGCUCAGGUCGUCUUGAGCGGUCUGGUUAUGACUAGGCAGUGAGGCCAGUCAACAUAAUCUCGUGCAUGUGAGCUGUGUGGGAAACGGAGUUGUGCUUGGAAAGCGUGCAGCGUAGUCUUCACAGCGCUCAGCCAUGGGCGAUCAUCAGGCACAGGAGACGUUUCCGCAUCCUAUGCGCCUGCAGAUCGUGGUUCAGAGCAGUGGCGACACGAUCGCCUAUGAUUACAACGUUAGCAAGCCCGUGUCUUUCGGGCAAGUCCUGGGUCUCCUGGAACGUGUUAGUGUUACUGCGGAAAAGCCCAAUGCCUUCGAUUAUUUGGAUGAUGAGAAUGAUCGAGUGACAGUCCGAAGUGACGAUGAAGUGACUGCUAUGACUGCAGCGUACUUCUGGGAGUGUCAGCGGCAAGGAGAAUAUUCUCUGCAGAUAUACCCUCACUAUCCACGCCAGCUGUUCAGCACGACUGAGAGACGCAAUCCGCUUGGUCUGACGGUAAACCCAGCAGCACCACCGCGUCCGACACCCGUUGUCAGAGAAGUCCGGCCACCGCCUCGCAGUGAACGCUCCAAUGCCGUCGACAUCAUGGAAAUCUUGCAGUCAGCACCUAUCGAACCAAGUGAUAUUCAAUAUCUUGAGAUUCUUGGCCAUGGCAAUGGGGGCACGGUUUAUCGUGCUCACCACCGGAGAAUACCGCCACCUUUCAACAUGGCAGUGAAGCUCAUUCCUGUGGAUGUGACCGAGGAAGUACAACAGCAGAUCAUGUCCGAGUUGGCAAUUCUGCACCAGUGCAAGAGCGAGUACGUCAUUCACUUCUUUGGAGCAUUCUUCACCGAAAACAGAAUAUCAAUAUGCACAGAGUACAUGGAUGGUGGUUCCUUAGAUCGAUAUGUUCCCAUUCCGGAGAAUGUUCUGGGCAGAGUUGCAGUGCAGGUUGUGAAGGGCAUGGUGUAUCUAUGGCACCAGGGAAAUGGUCCUAUCAUGCACAGAGAUAUCAAGCCCUCCAAUAUCCUAGUCAAUCUCAAUGGUGCCGUCAAGCUGUGCGACUUUGGUGUGAGUGUACAGCUGGUGAAUUCCAUCGCGCGUACCUUUGUUGGCACCAACGCUUACAUGGCACCUGAGCGAAUACAGGGUGAACCGUACAGCAUCAACUCUGAGAUUUGGAGCCUGGGAAUCUCAAUUGUAGAGAUGGCAAUCGGAAGAUUCCCAUAUCCAGCAAACAGUGCGGAACAGCCACCUGUGUUGGCUAUUGAACUUCUUCAAAUGGUCGUGUACGAGGAUCCACCGGCUUUGCCUGUGCCUGAGUUCUCGAUGCUGUUCUCGGACUUCUGUUCCCAAUGUAUGAGGAAGCGGCCGGAGCAGCGCAUUGGCCUUGGAGAGCUUCUGAAUCAUCCCUUCAUGCAGAACAUGAGUGAUAGCAACACGGAGAUCAUUGCUUUGUUUGUAAGAGAUCACCAGGAGUAUGGUGGUGCGGCCAUGGCCCAACGCUACCUACUCCAACAGCAACAGGAGCACCGGCAACAACAGCAACAAAUGGAAAUGGGAGGUGCUGCUGCUGCGGCUGCUGCGGCACCUUACGGUGGUCUUCCACCUAUGUACUCACCACAGCAACGACGAGAGCAAGGCUCCGCAACGCCUGUCAUAGCUAUGGCGACAACGGACACGGACGACGAUGCUUUGGAUAGUGCGGGGACGGUGACGACGGAUAACAGUUUGGCACUGGGAGACGCUAUCAACCAAGCACAUCCACUGCCAGAAGAGCAGGCUAUGACGUAAUAGUUCUGUGAACUUGAUGAUGAGACUUGAAAGGGUAUCUAUAUUCGUGCUGCUGCCGACGACGUUGAGGACUAUUUAUAUAUUUUCCUAUUUUUUUCCUGUGUGCAUUACGAAUUCUUGCAGCUGAAAUGUAGGAUGACAGCUUGAGAGUUCUUGAAAACAUAGUUCUGCUUUUGAGGUAGAUGAACAACUGAAAUUUUGAUUCCAUUUUUUGUGCACAUGCACACUUCCUCUAUUCAAAUUAAAUGAAGGUAGCAUUGACAGAAGACUCGACGGAUGUAUGAAACUAACGAAACUUACGUACAGUGAUUUUUGCAAGGCUAUUUUUAAUUUAAUGUUUCAAACUAAUGAACAAUUAUGCAAGCGGAUCACAGUUUCAGAUUCUCCACCGUCAA